Messenger RNA from Jaculus jaculus (lesser Egyptian jerboa), 1458 nucleotides. It is a transcript of the gene Zng1a, whose product is annotated as putative COBW domain-containing protein 7. The transcript has 15 exons. Bases 90 to 1271 code for a protein of 393 amino acids. Lineage: Eukaryota; Metazoa; Chordata; Mammalia; Rodentia; Dipodidae. Gene Ontology annotation, cellular component: cytoplasm. The record is from RefSeq and is a predicted model, not a curated record.
CGGGCGGCGCGGCGUGCUGGGCUGGCGCUGCCGCGGUUUGACCGUGGGCUUGCUGGUUUGAAGUGCCAUUAGGUGUGUGGCUGGCCGGGAUGUUACGGGCGGCUGUGACGGUGGAGGAGGAGGAGGAGGACGCCGAGGAUUGUCCCGUGUUGGUUCCCAUUGACACCAAGCAAAGAGCGGAGGAGGACCGGCCUGGCCCGGGCGUCAAGAUCCCUGUCACAAUUAUCACGGGGUACUUAGGUGCUGGAAAGACAACCCUUCUGAACUACAUUUUGACCGAGCAACAUAGUAAAAGAAUAGCAGUUAUUUUAAAUGAAUUUGGAGAAGGAAGUGCAGUGGAGAAGUCCUUAGCUGUCAGCCAAGGUGGAGAGCUCUAUGAAGAGUGGUUGGAACUUCGAAACGGUUGCCUGUGCUGUUCAGUGAAGGACAAUGGCCUUAAAGCUAUUGAGAAUUUGAUGCAGAAAAAGGGGAAAUUUGAUUAUAUACUGCUAGAGACCACUGGAUUAGCAGAUCCUGGUGCUGUGGCGUCUAUGUUUUGGGUCGAUGCUGAACUAGGGAGUGAUAUUUAUCUUGAUGGUAUUGUAACUGUUGUAGAUUCAAAAUAUGGAAUAAAACAUUUAACAGAAGAAAAACCUGAUGGCCUUAUCAAUGAAGCUACUAGGCAAGUUGCAUUGGCAGAUAUCAUUCUCAUCAACAAAACAGACUUGAUUUCAGAAGAGGAGUUAAACAAGUUAAGGACAACUGUUAGAUCAAUAAAUGGACUGGGGAAAAUAUUAGAAACACAAAGAUCAAGAGUUGAUCUCUCUAAUGUAUUGGAUCUUCAUGCAUUUGACAGUCUCUCUGGAGUAAGUUUGCAGACAAAACUUCAGCAUGUCCCAGCAGCGCCUCACCUUGAUCAGAGUAUUGUUACAAUCACCUUUGAAGUCCCAGGAAAUGCAAAGGAAGAGAAUUUAAAUGUAUUCAUUCAGAAUCUCCUGUGGGAAAAGAACGUGAGGAACCAGGACGAGCACUGCAUGGAGGUCAUACGGCUGAAGGGCCUGGUGUCCCUCCGAGACAAACCACAGCAAGUGAUUGUGCAAGGUGUCCAUGAGCUCUACGACCUGGAAGAGACUUCAGUGAGCUGGAAAGAUGACACUGAGAGAACAAAUCGAUUGGUUCUUAUUGGCAGGAACUUAGAUAAAGAUAUCCUUAAACAACUAUUUAUAGCUACUGUGACAGAAACCAAAAAACUGUGGACAGCACAUUUCACAGAAGAUCAGGCGUGCCUGUAGCAUUGGAUACAUUUCUUAUCAAAAGAACUGUAUAAUAAAAAUGAGAUUGGGUUUAUUCCAUCCUGUAUUUACCUUAUCUGUUAUAAUUCCAUUAAACUUUAAGAUAAUAUUUUAUAGAAUAUAUUAACUUUUAGUAAAUCAUUGUAAAACAUUCAACAUUCAUAAAAUAAAAUUAUUUUUUUUCAGA